Messenger RNA from Cynara cardunculus var. scolymus (artichoke), 1079 nucleotides. RefSeq names its product transcription initiation factor TFIID subunit 11-like. Gene Ontology annotation, biological process: transcription initiation at RNA polymerase II promoter; RNA polymerase II preinitiation complex assembly. Lineage: Eukaryota; Viridiplantae; Streptophyta; Magnoliopsida; Asterales; Asteraceae. The record is from RefSeq and is a predicted model, not a curated record. The coding region runs from base 145 to 786 and encodes 213 amino acids. Gene Ontology annotation, molecular function: protein heterodimerization activity; transcription coactivator activity. Gene Ontology annotation, cellular component: nucleus; transcription factor TFIID complex. The transcript is spliced from 5 exons.
UUUCACUCCCAAGCAUAGAGUUCGGCUUUGGUUCCUAUGCUGUUCGAUAGUUUCAGUACGGUGAUUUACAUCAAAAACGAUAGUCAGAAUCUGACGAAAGCACAUUAGUGCAUACUAGUUAGCAACAUAGAGAAAGAAAAUACCAUGAAGCAAUCCAAGGAUCCUUUUGAAGUAGCAGCCGAUGAACAAGAGGAAUCACCGCCUGAUUCUCCCGUUGGUCAUGAUGAGACCGAAACUCAACCUCCAUCUGCACAACCCACUGUUAGUUCCCAGGGAGCUGACGUGGACACCAACAGUAUUCGUCCUUCAAACCCACAAAAAGCAACAAUUGCAUCAGCCUCCACUUCAGCAGCCGCUGCCAAAACCGUUAAGAACAAAGAAGAUUAUGACGAGGAAGAAGAGGAGAACAUGGAUGUUGAACUUGGAAAAGUCCCGUCUUCUAGCGAUCCAGACAAAAUGGCCAAGAUGCAGUCUAUAUUAUCCCAAUUUACCGAGGGACAAAUGAGUAGAUAUGAGUCUUUCCGAAGAUCUGGAUUUCAGAAAUCUGUCAUGAAAAGGUUAUUAGGCAGCAUCACUGGAAGCAACAAAAUUUCUAUGCCCAUGACUAUUGUGGUAUCUGGAAUCGCAAAGAUUUUUGUUGGUGAACUCGUUGAAACAGCGAAGGUAGUGAUUAUAGAGAGAAAGGAAACUGGGCCGAUCAGGCCAUGCCACAUUCGAGAAGCAUACAGAAGGCUUAAACUAGAAGGCAAGAUACCGAAAAGAUCAGUUCAGAGGCUCUUUCGGUAAACGUAUCUUCAUCCCUCUUCUAUAAACCAAUUCCAGUUGUUGAGGUUGGUUUUCUUGAUGAAUUCUUUCCAUGUUUGCCGUAUUGAAAGAAACCUGUGUUUGAUGCUUUAGGAUGUACAGCUUAUCCUAGAACAGGUUCAUAGUGAUGAAUCAUAUCAUAAUGGGUGUUAGAAAUAGAAUUGGUGUAGUAAUAUCCAUAUGUCAAGAUUACAUCAUGGUUUUGUUGUAAAAUUAUUGAAAUUAAUGUGGUUUGUUGUAAAAUCACCAUAGUAACUUGUAUGUGUGAUUAUAUA